This is a messenger RNA of Anneissia japonica, 507 nucleotides long. RefSeq names its product probable serine/threonine-protein kinase DDB_G0278535. NCBI's taxonomy places the organism in Eukaryota, Metazoa, Echinodermata, Crinoidea, Comatulida, Comatulidae. Gene Ontology annotation, molecular function: protein binding. The coding region runs from base 1 to 507 and encodes 168 amino acids. The transcript has a single exon. The record is from RefSeq and is a predicted model, not a curated record.
AUGAAGAUAGAUUUGGAAAUUGCAGAUGUAUUCGGUAACAAACCCCAUCAUAUUGCGACAGACUACUGUCACUUGGGUUUCCUUAAGGAACUGGUUUCUCUCGACGUUAAUCCCGGAUAUCAAAAAGGUAAUUCGGAAACAGCUCUGCAUCUUGUUGCCAAAAACUUUCUUAAUCGUGGUGUAGAAUGUGCGACGUUUUUGGUCUCCGAAUGCAAACUUGAUGUACAUCAAAGAGAUAACAGGAACGGGCGCACACCAUUGCACUUUGCUUGCUUGCAGAGUAGAAAUCGUGAUCGAAUGGUUAGCACACUGAUCGAUUUAGGCGCAUACCCGAACAUCGCAGACGAUACAGGAGAAACACCGUUCACUCUCUACUUACAAAAUUACUUCUUAAGUAUUCUGCAGGAGUAUUUAAAUCAGAAGAGACCACUUGCUGAUGUCUAUGGUAUUAGUAACCUGGGUGGCUACAUUGACCAUCUCCAUGGUCUUAACAAAUCCGGUUAUUGA